GUCAGUCAGGGUGUUGUUUCUGGACUCCACUUCAACGCUGAUAUCUGGUCAAUAAGGUCAAUAAUUAUGAUCACUUCUGCUGUCUAAGUAGUAUCAUUUGAAGGGAAGGAAUGAGAGCUAUAAUGAACGGGAGGGACAUCAGUACGUACUUAUCUACUAUGAACGGGCUCUCCGCAUGGUAUAAGCGAUCUGGUUGCCCGCGCAACGACCGGAUGACAUCGUUCCCCUCCACACAGGAUCCGACUUCUCCAUCAAAUAGACCAUCUGGAUCAGCCAAGUCGCCCUGCCUAGAGAUCACGCCCCAUACAGCACUUCAGAAUACAUAUCUCCAUCCAUCUAUACCUCGCAGACCAACGAGAACAGAAAAAAAAAUGCCUCCCACCCGUCGCAGAGGAGGAAACACCUCCACACCCUCCCGUUCACAGUCCACUCUCUCCUUUGGCUCCCAGUCAAGGGUAACCAAGCCCUCAACCGGACCAGUAUCGACGGCCAGGAAGACGAAGGACCUUGAGAAGGAUUCCCUACCCGUAUCGCUGAUCACACCCGUGGAGCCACCGACCGACGAGAAGCCACAUAUCGCAGAGUUAGUUGUGAGGGAGCAGGCGAAAGCUGAAGCCCAACAGCCUCUAUCCGAAGAAGAUGAGAGGGCGAAAACCAUUACACAGGAUGAUUUAAGGAAGUACUGGGGGCGUGAGCAGGCCAAGAGGAGAGUUCCUAGAGUGCAUCAAGAAAGUCUUUCGUUAGAAGAGAAGAUUUUGCGACAUUUUGAUCUUUCCAGUCAAUAUGGGCCAUGCAUUGGAAUCGCAAGAUUGAAACGCUGGAGACGUGCGAACAUGUUGAAUCUCAACCCGCCGAUUGAAGUCCUGGCAGUGCUUCUACAGGAUGAGGGCGACACAAACCAGAGAGCGUAUGUUGAUGAGCUGAUGUCGUGAGCUUCAACUGUUGCCAUCAGACUGAUGAUGUGGGCUGUUAUGUUUGAAUCUGUUUUUAUAUGAGAUUGGCGUAUAGACCGGGGUCUCUGGCGUUAUGGUGGGAGGAUGGCAUUGUACCAUUAUUGUAUUUCUACACCCUUACCAGUCAUAUUGACUUUUAACAACAACUACAACAUGGAAAUUGAAGCCAAAGAAAACCAGAUUCAGUUGGCAUUGAAU
This is a messenger RNA of Monascus purpureus, 1151 nucleotides long. The record is from the annotation of a GenBank genome assembly. NCBI's taxonomy places the organism in Eukaryota, Fungi, Ascomycota, Eurotiomycetes, Eurotiales, Aspergillaceae.